Molecule: messenger RNA, 3402 nt
Organism: Halichondria panicea
Lineage: Eukaryota; Metazoa; Porifera; Demospongiae; Suberitida; Halichondriidae
Product: TELO2-interacting protein 1 homolog
Exons: 12
Coding region: 55-3363 (1102 amino acids)
Biological process (GO): chromatin remodeling
Cellular component (GO): cytoplasm
Source: RefSeq, a predicted model, not a curated record
CAAAGCCGCGGAUAGGAAAGUCCACAUGGAUCCCAGGUGGAUUUCUAAAUCAGGAUGAAUGAUGUAUUAAGCGAGUCUGAAGGCAGGGAGUUGUUCCCAAGAAUUAAACCACUCUGUGUGCAGGUGAUGAGCUCACCCAGUCUUGAAACACUAACUAAAAUGAGGGAAGGACUGUUUAGUGUGCUGGGAUCUCGUGCCCUUCACCCGCAGAUGAUCGACUAUGUCCUUCUACCAGUUAGAAUGGUCAUCAACAAGUGUGGAAGCACCAAUCUGCGACUGCUGGAAGGAGGUUUAGAGACGCUGGAUACUGUGCUGGCCCAUGUGAGGGGCCUGGACAAUUGGGAGUUAUUCAAUAAUCUCUUGGUCUUUCUAUGCAUGCUACUGGACUCCAAGAUGGCCAAAGAGGCUGGUUUCACAGAGAGAUCUGAAGAUCUGGUUCUUGUGUGUGUCAGAGCACUCAGGACACUACUGCUGUGUCCAUCAGCUAGUGCUCGUCAACUUUUAUUUUCCAAUCUCCCUGCGGUUGGACACUGUGUGUCUGUCCUCUUGGAGACUCUCCAGUCAUUCACGAGCAAGACUCUUCGACAGCACGCUCUUGCUGCCCUACUAGCACUCUCGGGAAUCAAUGAAAACUCUCUCACUCUGUUACUUUCCAACACUGAAGUCCAAAACUCACCUCAGAUCGAUCAAAUAUCAAGCGGAGAUGGCUGUAACAAGUAUCUUGAUGGCUUGGUGGACACACUCGGAGUAGGGCCGGAGGAUUGUGGCCAUGUUUUUGCAUGCUUUCUCCCAGGAAUCACCAUGGUGAUUACCAAACUUGUAACAUCUGAAACCAAUCUGGGUAGCUCUGUUACUGUUCUCUCUCUCCUAACAUGGGCUCACUAUGUUGCCUUGGUAAUGAAGGACUCAGAAUGCUCCACACCAGAAAUUGAAGCAUCUAAAGGUUCCAAUUACGAUAAAGUUUCAGAAGAUGACCUGAGUCGAAAGAAAUUGGAAGUACAGAGGUCUUUGUCAUGGCAGCAAGAGACAGACUCCAAGCUGUGCGUAUUGGUGCAGCGUAUGAGUGGUCUAGUGACUAGUGAGAGCUGGAGAUCCAGGCUGGGACUCGUCGGGUGGGCACACAUCCUUCUCUCACACUCUUACAGAACUCUUACGACUUCCACCCCACACCUCCUCGAGUCACUAGUCACACUCUCACAUGACGAUUACCCUUUUAUCUCAAACUCUGCCCACCAUGCCAUUGCAACAUUUUCACAUCGCUAUGACAGCGACCAAUCAGAUACGAAACUGACAUCUCUUUUAGAGGGGCGUGUCCAUUCGCUAUGCUCUGCCCUGCCCAGACUGAUGAGACAAAACGAUGACAAGAGGAAAGUCACCACACUCCAGUUGUUAUCCGGGUACCUGCAGCUGCUAGGAAGUCAUGUGACAGCUCUUACCCACUCACACGCACACCUCUCUCGACUUGUUAUGGCACUAGUGCAGACGUUGGAAGUGCAAGUGUCUGAUACUCGUAUUAUGGAGCAGCCUGUAAUUCAAGACUCUCUUAUCAUGACUACCACCAACUCCUCCCCACUAUGCACUCCUUCACAACCACCCACCAAAAGAAGCAGUUCAGGCAGUAAUUCGAAUACGCCCGCUUUGUCCAAAAUUGCUCUGCACUUUGUUCAUUUCAGAGAAGAGCGCAUUGAGACUCUUCUUUACAGUGUCUGCCAGCUGCUUGGUCGGUAUGGUAACCUCCAGGUGGUGGUUGAUCAUCUGAUGGACCUGUAUCGAUCGUCUGAGGGUCAGAGGAAGGAGCUACUCAUCAUAUUGUCUCGGGUGCUCACAGGAGCUAAGACUGCACAGACUGAGACGAGUCACCUUCUAUCCUCUGAUGAGCUCUACCCGCUAGUGGAGAGUAUGGUGUUGGAGUUUGUGGAGACCGUUGCUCCGGGUCACACCCGACCUUCCAAGGAACUGUGGACCGAGGAACAGCCCUCCAAGCAUCAAGAUUCUGUUCUACAAUCUUGUCUUCUACUGAACACGAUACUUGCGUGUGCAAGAAUCUUGGAGACGAAGUUUGACUCCCUGUUACAACAGCUGGCCUACCCCCUGCUACAGUGGCUGGGAGACAGUGACAUUGGUGUCAGCGCUUACGCUAGGGGUGUGAUCCACUCCAUUGCAACUCUCUGUCAAUACAGGUCCAUUCAAAAGUUAAUCAGUGGGAAUGCCGACUACCUAGUGAACAGCACUGCCUUGAAUCUGCGAAGCCCCUCCUCUCUAGACCAUCACCUCCGAGCCACCCAUGUCCUCAGGGCCAUCCUUACUCAUGGAGAUGAGGAUGUGCUUCCUCUGAUGCGUGACUCACUGGACGAACUCCUCUUUUCAUUGGACGCCAGACGACAAAGCCCCACUCAUAUCUGGCCCACACUGCACUCCCUCUCAGAGAACUGUCUUCGCUGGUCUUCUUGUCAACCUUUAUUGCCUCCCACAAACUCUAGAAAUGAAUUGGAAAAUCCCUCUAUUAAAGAAACAGACACCCCUCAAGCUCAAACAUCGCCUGACGAUAUAAAACAGUUCUUUUUGAACUAUCACAGACAAAAAGAAGCUAACAAAAACGAUAGCGAAGAAAGUGAAGAAGUUGGCGAGUCUGAAGAGGAUGAUCCAUACAUGCAGAAACGAGAAUUAGCGCCAUUGACAAGAGCAAUUUUAAGUGUGAUGCAGCGCUGUGCCCACCACCUCUCCUCUCCCACACAACAGGUGCGACUACUUGCACUGGAGGCCCUGGCCAACGCCAUCAAUGCUCUCAAGUAUGACCAGACUACACUGUUGCCUGAGGUGCAUGAUGUCUGGUCACCUUUCCUCCCUCGUCUCUCUGACCCAGCCCCGCCAGUGGCUGUGAGGGCGUGGAGAGUGAUGCUUGUGAUGUGUGAAGUGUGUGGGGAAUUCCUACGCAAGAGAGUGGUUGCUAAAGUGUGGCCUCCGCUCGUCAAAUCUCUAGAGUCUCUAGCCUUGAAGAGUGUUAACGCUGAACCAUUGUACAGGCAGAGCUCCCAGUACAAGCUGCAGCAAUGCCUACUCACAUGUGUUAGCACCCUCUGUCUCAAACUGGCAGUCCCCAGCUCUGACAUGGAGACGCUGGCUCGGUCUUCUCUACUCUACCUAUCUGCAGAUCAACCUCAGGGACUGCAAGACACCUGCUUGGCCUGCUUCUGCAAUAUGAUUGCGUAUGAUUCAGAUGUUGUGUGGCUACUCCUUCAGCAGCUGUGUCCCCAUACUGUGUUAUCUCCAACUCACAGCACUUUGAAACCAUACACUUUUAAACAGUUUAUUAAGUCUGAUAAGUUUUUUGUUAAUGUACAGAAACUGAUUUUGUUAUGUUAAGGUAACUCUUAGUAAUGCACACCAUUCAUAACAACACGA